This is a messenger RNA of Dendronephthya gigantea, 1466 nucleotides long. Its product is annotated as trans-1,2-dihydrobenzene-1,2-diol dehydrogenase-like. The coding region runs from base 17 to 1021 and encodes 334 amino acids. The transcript is spliced from 4 exons. Gene Ontology annotation, molecular function: nucleotide binding. Lineage: Eukaryota; Metazoa; Cnidaria; Anthozoa; Malacalcyonacea; Nephtheidae. The record is from RefSeq and is a predicted model, not a curated record.
AUUGCAAAAUACAGCGAUGGCGCUACGAUGGGGUAUUCUGGGUGCGGGAAAAAUAGCAAGGGACUUCGCUUUGGCGCUCAAAACUCUUCCUGAAGGCGAAAAUAUAAUGGUCGCUGUUGGAUCAAAUUCCAAAGACAGAGCAAAGACGUUCGCGCAAGAAAAUGGCAUCUCCAAAUCGUAUGGUUCUUAUCAAGAAUUACUCCAGGAUCCUGAAGUUCAAGUCGUGUACGUGGCCGGAUUCACAAACACUCAUGCAGGGACUUGUAAAAUGGCUUUGAAUAGUGGAAAACAUGUCUUGUGCGAAAAGGCAUUUGCAAUGAAUUUAAGAGAGACGAAAGAGGUGCUGGACCUUGCUAAGCAGAAAGGGUUGUUCAUAAUGGAGGCAAUGUGGUCAAGGUUUAUUCCAUCAUAUUGCUACCUUCAAGAACAACUCAACAAAAAUGCAAUAGGCAAAGUGUCUGUGGCGAUGGCAACAUUUGGUCUUAAAAUGGAUACCAAACCAAGAGUAUAUGAUAAGAACUUAGGAGGCUCAGUCCUCUUGGAUAUUGGGAUCUAUACAUUGACAUUUGCUGAUCUUGUGUUUAAUGGUGAGAAACCUGAGAAAAUCACUGCUUCUGGUCAUCUUUUUGAAAGCGGUGUUGAUCACACGACUAGUGUUACAUUGAUGUUUAGCGGGAAGAGGAUUGCUCAGUUGCUUUUUACUGCUGGUGUGGUCUUGCCAAACACAGCGACAGUUAUUGGCAGUGAAGGGUCAAUUUCUUUUGAAGCACCAUUUCACUGUGCCACCAAAGCGGCCACUCCUGAUGGUAUGAAGGAAUUUUCCUUACCCGAACUGGAGCAUCCAUCUAAUUUUCAAAACUCUGCAGCCUUAAGGUAUGAAAUUGAUGCCACAAGGAAGUGUAUAUUGGGCGGAGAAUUGGAGAGCGACAUAAUGUCGCAUUCAACAACCAUCAGGAUUAUGGAAUACAUGGAUGAGAUCAGGAGACAACUUGGAGUGAGGUUUGAUCAGGAUGCGGAAUGAUAGUAAAUGUCAAUUUUUUACCCUCUGAUGAAUAUUAGAUAUACAAUACACCCUUUUAAUUAUCUAGUUUUUCAGUAUCAUGUGAACAUAUUGUGUAAGAAUUUAGCUAAUUAUUACGUCUAGAACAAGUGUUUUAGUGAACAUAAUUUUAGUGACUUAGUGGCCGAAGGUUUUGAUUGUCACCCUGCCAAUCAACCUCUUCCGUUUUGAAUAUGGGACGAUUGAACUGGGCAAUCAAAUUGCAGCAAAUUAAUAAAUUCACAACAGAAUUUAUCAAAUUGUUAGAAUUCAAUACAUUUAUUGUACUAAAAAGGCUUUUAUCUUUCUUCUGUGAACGAAAUUGUUCAUAAUUGUUGAAUGAAUCUACCAUGCGAACAGAGUCUUUAAUAUUUUCGUUUCGUUUCCCCUUCCUGAGCAGGAGAAACGAAAAUAAGAAACGAAAAUA